Daucus carota subsp. sativus is the source of this 3006-nucleotide messenger RNA. RefSeq lists its product as uncharacterized. Lineage: Eukaryota; Viridiplantae; Streptophyta; Magnoliopsida; Apiales; Apiaceae. The transcript is spliced from 15 exons. The record is from RefSeq and is a predicted model, not a curated record. Bases 1 to 3006 code for a protein of 1001 amino acids.
AUGGACGAUCUUCAAGAGGGAUGUCCUCUUUCUUCUGUUGCUGCUUCUUCAAACAAGAAUCGAAAAGGCAAAUCGCCUAGGACGCCCUUCUCUGAUUUGACAAACUUAACAAACUGUUCUUCUCUCAAAUCGACUUUCAAUGGCAUGCUCUCAAACGAGCAGGUCAACAUUAAUGUUAAUACUAAGAAGGGAUUGGCUGCUGCAUGUAGUGAUUGUGUUUCUAGAUCUCCUGUUUGCAUUAAUUUAUUCCAGAAGGCCGAUGUUCAUCUGCCAAGCCGAGGUUUGUUUUCAUCUGAAAACAAUAAUGAUGUCCACGGUAAGAGAAGGAAGCCAGGUGAUGAACAGCAGGAUGUUCAUUUGGAACAAAUGCCUAAACAAAGAACAAAGAAAUCUAGACUUCAUGUACCUGAUGAUCUGAGUUGUAUUACCAGAAACAUUUUAACCAAUCAGACAAAACCAAUUCAUAGUUCUGCUUUGUCCACUCAUCUUGAUGACGGAGAAUCCUCAUUCAUUGCAGAUCAUGAAUUGUAUGAUGACUUCCUUGGUGAUGAUGAUUAUUCGGAACAUGACGAAGACUUCAACUCCAGAUAUGAAAAGAACCUAAAACCUGUUCUAAAAGGGUAUGGAUGCCUUGGUCCACCUAUGGGCAAAUGUGUUAAAUGUCAAUCAAUAAUGUGGGCGGAGGAGAGAUCUAACAAAGGUGUCAAAAAAGGUUUGUUCAAGUACAAUAUAUGCUGUGGCAAUGGCAAAGUGAAGCUUCCGCCGGCUCCAAGAACUCCAUCAUACCUUUGGCAGCUUUAUAAUGAUCCGGUCAAAGGUCCUCACUUCCACCGUAAUACACGGGUGUACAAUACUAUGUUUGCCUUCACGUCAGCUGGUGGCAAUGUGGACACAUCAAUAAAUAGAGGAGGGUCGCCUAACAUAUAUAAGUUGAAUGGUCAGAACCAUCACCUUUUUGGUUCAUUGAUUCCAGACGAAGGUAAGGAUCCCAAAUUCUCACAACUAUAUAUCUAUGACACUGCUAACGAGGUUGUAAACCGAAUGAGGUGGAUUGAGGCUGAUCGUUCAGAUGAAAUUAAUCAGGAGAUUGUUAGUGGUCUAAUUGUAAUGUUGGAUGAAAAGAAUGAACUUGUGAAAAAAUUCCGAACUGCCCGUGAUAGGUUUGAAAAGGACAAUGUUGUUGAAUUGGAUAUCUUUUUGAAAGUAUCUAAAUCAACUGAUGGUAAGGAGAAUCGCCCUGGUCCUUCAAAUGAAGUUGCUGGAAUCUUGGUCGGUGAUCAAGAAGAGACUGAUCAGAGUCGUGACGUCAUUGUUGAUGAGAUCAAAUCUGGACUACAACGGAUUCCCAGCAUUCAUCCAAAAUUGAUGGCGUUGCAGUAUCCUUUACUUUUUCCUAAUGGUGAAGAUGGAUUUCACCUAGGAUUAAAAUAUCAAGCAACCGAAGAGCAGCGUGGUAAAACCAGAGAGAGUAUAACCUUGAAGGAUUACUAUGCAUACAGACUACAAGUCAGACACAGUGAAGGCGCGGCUAUGGUGGUACAGACCCAUCAGACGACUCUAAGGAGUGAGUUGUACAGUCACAUAUGUGAUACAAUACGUUCUGGUGAUCUAGAUAAAUCUAAUCUUGGAAAAAGUUUCAUUCUGCCAGCGGGCUACGCUGGAUCAAAACGAUAUAUGCAACAGAAUUUUCAAGAUGCUCUUGCCGUGUGUCGUCACAUUGGCCACCCGGACAUUUUCCAUACCAUGACAUCAAAUCCUAUGUGGCUAGAGGUCAUUGAGAUGAUGAAGCUGAUUCCAUAUGGUACCCCUGUUGAUAAUCCUGAUAUAAUAGCUAGAGUAUUCAAGCUCAAACUAAAUCAGCUGCUCAAUGAUAUCCGCCAAGAAAGUUUCUUUGGAACAUGCAUUGGAGUUAUGUAUGUCGUUGAAUUCCAGAAGCGCGGACUGCCUCAUGUGCAUAUGUUGAUAUGGCUGGAUUCUGAUUCAAAAAUAAAAUUGAAAAGAAAUGUUGACAAAUUUGUUUCAGCUGAAAUCCCUGAUCCAGAAAUUGAUCUAGCUGGUUAUGAGACUGUCAAACAAUUUAUGAUACAUGGUCCAUGUGGUCCAGAAUUCCCAAAAUCUCCAUGCAUAAUUAAUCACAAAUGUUCUAGGCACUUUCCCAAGAAGUAUGCAGCGAGCACAACUUUUGAUGAUUCAGGUUUUCCCGUCUACCAGAGGAGGAACACUGGGAUUACAGUUAACGUGAGAAAUGCAGAACUUGAUAAUCAAUGGGUUGUCCCAUACAACAGAGAUUUGUUGGUUAAGUACCAGUGUCACAUAAAUAUUGAAAUAUGUUGCCAUGCUCGCAGCAUCAAACAUUUGUUCAAAUAUUGUUUGAAAGGUCCUGACAGAGCUACUGUUGAAAUACGUGGUUCCAAAGCAACUCAAAAAACCAGGCAAGAUUACCCUGUCGAUGAGAUUCAACAAUAUUUUGAUGGAAGAUAUAUCUGUGGUGCUGAGUCUGAAUAUCAUACCUUUGGCUUUGAUAUUCAUCAUAGGUCCAUCUCCGUCGAGCGUUUGCCUUUCCACCUUCCUGGCAGACGAUCAUUUGACAGUAAUGCUAGACAGUAUACAUAUGAUGAAAUCCCAAAACAUUAUGUUUGGAAUGAUUCACAAUGUUCGUGGAAUCCCCGCAAGAAAGGUUUCCAAAUUGGCCGUUUGACCUACUGCCACCAUAGCAGCGGUGAUGUCUGGGAAGCUGCCAAUCAAUAUGGUUUUUUGAAUGAUGAUAAUGAAUGGCAUGAGGUCAUUGCAGAGUGUGCAAAAUGUGGAUUUGCAUCCCAGAUCAGACAACUAUUUGUUCACAUCAUUGUCAAUUUCCAGGUGAACGAUAUCUACAAAUUAUGGUCUUCGCAUACGGAAUGUUUGACUGAUGAUAUAUUACACCAAAUACGGAAAACCACUGGCAAUCCCACACUCACUCUGACUGAUGAGGAGAUUCUUUAUCAUGCUCUUGCAGAUGUUCAUUAG